Dendrobium catenatum is the source of this 3559-nucleotide messenger RNA. Its product is annotated as 5'-3' exoribonuclease 3. The record is from RefSeq and is a predicted model, not a curated record. Lineage: Eukaryota; Viridiplantae; Streptophyta; Magnoliopsida; Asparagales; Orchidaceae. Gene Ontology annotation, biological process: nuclear-transcribed mRNA catabolic process. Gene Ontology annotation, cellular component: nucleus. Gene Ontology annotation, molecular function: RNA binding; zinc ion binding; 5'-3' RNA exonuclease activity.
UACUGUAGGAUCUAUCGAUGCAACGGAUUUCCAAAAAUCAGCCUUUAAUUUUAUCCACCUAGGGUUUCUUAGACCGUCUCGUGCUGGUAACCUGAUCCGACACGAUUCGGCACCGCCACCUAGGGUUCCCGACAACCUCACUUCCGGCACCGAGAGAGAUAGAGAGAUAGAAGAUCAAUGGGAGUGCCGGCGUUUUACCGAUGGCUUGCGGAGAAGUAUCCUAUGGUGGUAGUGGACGUGAUAGAGGAGGAACCAGUGGAGAUCGAAGAUGUCAAGAUACCCGUCGAUACGUCGAAGCCGAAUCCAAACGGACUGGAAUAUGAUAAUCUGUAUCUCGAUAUGAAUGGCAUCAUACAUCCUUGCUUCCAUCCAGAGGACCGCCCCGGCCCAACAAGUUUUGAUGAGGUUUUCCAGUGCAUGUUUGAUUACAUUGACAGGCUUUUUGUCAUGGUACGACCUAGGAAACUUCUUUUUAUGGCUAUUGAUGGCGUUGCACCAAGAGCUAAGAUGAAUCAGCAGCGUUCUAGACGUUUCAGAUCAGCUAAAGAUGCAGCAGAUGCGGCUGCUGAAGAGGACCGAUUGCGGCUAGAAUUUGAGAGGGAAGGAAGAAAGCUUCCACCAAAGAAGGAAUCAGAAGUUUUUGAUUCAAAUAUUAUUACUCCUGGGACUGAGUUUAUGUCUAUUCUGUCUGUAGCACUGCAGUACUACAUUCAUCUGAGGCUAAAUUAUGACCCUGGUUGGAAGCAUAUAGAAGUUAUACUUUCUGAUGCAAAUGUUCCCGGUGAAGGGGAGCAUAAAAUUAUGUCAUAUAUCCGCCUUCAACGAAAUCUGCCUGGUUUUAAUCCUAAUACUCGGCACUGCUUGUAUGGUCUGGAUGCAGAUUUGAUCAUGUUAGCUCUGGCCACGCAUGAGGUGCAUUUUUCAAUUUUGAGAGAGAUUGUCUUCACUCCUGGACAGCAAGACAAAUGCUUCUUAUGUGGCCAGAUGGGCCAUUUAGCAGCCGAUUGCCAAGGAAAUGCCAAAAGAAAAUCCGGUGAAUUUGAUGAGAAGGGUGAUAGCGAUGUAGUUGCAAAGAAACCUUACCAGUUUCUCAACAUCUGGACUCUUCGAGAGUAUUUGGAAUAUGAAUUUAGAUUGCCUAGUCCUCCCUUCGAGGUGGAUUUUGAGCGAAUAGUUGAUGAUUUCAUCUUUAUGUGUUUCUUUGUUGGAAAUGAUUUUCUUCCACAUAUGCCAACGCUGGAAAUCCGUGAGGGCGCAAUAAAUUUACUUAUGGCUGUUUAUAAGAAGGAAUUUAAUGCCAUGCAGGGCUAUUUGACAGACUCAUGGAAGCCGAAUUUGAGCAGAGUUGAGCAUUUUAUUCAGGCAGUUGGGUCUUAUGAGGAUAGAAUAUUUCAAAAGAGAGCUCGCUUACAUCAGCGUCAAACGGAAAGGAUCAAACGUGAAAAAGCACAAGCAAGGCGAGGAGAUGAUAUGGAUCCUCAAGUGAACCCUGAUCAGAUAGUGGCUAUAAAUCGCUACAAGGGUUCACGUCUUGCUUCUGGGGCUUCCCCUUCCCCAUUUCAACAGAUCCAGUCUUCUUACAAGUCCCAUAAUCCACAGCUUAGAAGAGAAGGCAGAGAAUCUGGGAAAGCUACUUCAGAAAUAUCUAAGUUUAAGACCAACAAAAGUGUUGUGCCUGAGAAUGCAGGUGUUAAUGUUCGAGCACAAAAGGUUGCUCGCAUUUCGACAGAGGGUGCAACUAUUGGGAGAGCAAUUGUUGAGGCUGAGAACAGUCUUGAAGUCGAAAUGAUUGAAAACAAGGAAGAGCUGAAAACAAAGCUGAAAGGACUGUUACGGGAUAAAUCUGAUCUUUUCAACACUGAAAAUCCAGAGGAAGACAAGGUUAAACUUGGAGAGCCAGGUUGGAAAGAAAGAUACUAUGAGGACAAAUUUUCUGCCAAAUCCCCUGAAGAAAUUGAGCUUAUUAGACGAGAUGUUGUUUUACGGUAUACGGAAGGAUUGUGUUGGGUGAUGCAUUAUUAUUAUGAAGGUGUUUGCUCAUGGCAAUGGUUUUACCCCUACCACUAUGCACCGUUUGCUUCUGAUCUCAAGGGUUUGGGCCAGUUGACUAUAGAAUUCGAAAUUGGCACUCCUUUCAAACCCUUUGAUCAGCUAAUGGGAGUGUUUCCAGCUGCAAGUGCCCAUGCUCUACCAUUGCAUUACAGGAAAUUGAUGAGUGAUCCAAAUUCACCCAUUAUUGAUUUCUAUCCCACAGAUUUUGAGGUUGACAUGAAUGGAAAGAGAUAUUCUUGGCAGGGUAUUGCUAAGCUUCCUUUUAUCGAGGAAGAUCGUCUGCUUGCUGAAAUUAAGAAUGUACAACAUACUUUGACGGAGGAAGAAAUUCGGCGGAAUAGCACUAUGUUUGAAAUGCUUUUUGUUAAUGUGUCACAUCCUCUCUCUCCAUAUAUAUUCUCUCUUAGCAAUCAACAUGGACAACUAUCAGAAAAAGAUCGAGCUAAAGUAAUAGAAAAAAUUGAUCCUGUUGCCAGUUGUGCAAUAUACAAAUUUCCAGAUGCUCACAAACACCUUACUCAACCACCGUCAGGGGUUGUAUUCCCUAAAAAGACUGUUACUAUGGGUGAUUUGAAGCCGGCGCCUGUUCUCUGGCACGAAGAUACAGGCAGGAGACCCUUUGAAAAUGGAAGGCAAAACCCUCCAGGAUCUUUCUCCGGUAGACAACUUGGCGACGCAGCUCAUCGUUUAGUCACAAAUAGCUUGCAAAUUCGAACGGGAAGAGAGCUCAAUGAUAUUGAGGCUAGAAGGCAGGCUCAUCCACCAUCACAUAAUCCACAUUCUUCUGCUUCAUUUCCACAUCCAAAUGGAAGGCAACAUUCAUUUGAUGUCAGAGCAGAGCAACAUUCCGUCGGCCAGUCGCAACGGUACGGUGUUGUUUCUGCGUCAACUUAUCGUUACGAGCGACACGAAAAUCGUCAAUUCGAAAGAAAUGAAUAUGGUAGUAGACCUCAAGCUCCACAGCACAGUAGACACUGGGAGCAAAGAGCCCCUGCUCCAAGCCACCUACAGUAUGGUGCAUCGGCGUACCCCGUCGCCGCAAGAAAUGUAGUCCAGCAACCUAUUCAUGGUAGCUUCCCUCCACGGUCGGGAUAUAGGGAUGACUAUGGUGGUUUCCGUGCGUAUGGACUCCAGCAGCCAUGGAAUCCACAGUAUGAUCCUAGGAGAGGACCUUCAAGUCAAGCUCCUGUGGGAAGAACAAAUACUAACUUGCAGCAAAUGGAUAAUAAUAGGUAUGUUGUAUUAGAUAGAGGCUAUAACAGGAGGCCGACGCCUCGGCCUCCGCCGCCACCCGGCUAUGGCCAUUACUAGAGAUUAAUGAAGGAUAUGACCAAUUGCCUGCCUGAAGCACAAUGAGCAUUAUUCAACUUUUUUUUAUUUAAGAGGGUUUUAGCAGAACUGGAAUGUAACAUUUGACUGUAAAAUUUGUAUUUGUAACAUUUGCUUUUCUUCAAUUGGAUUUAUUAUGUCAAUUUGAUUUUGGAUAGACCUAAUGUUUAUAAAAAAA